CGUAAAACACAAGGUGGUUACUGAAUGUCAGCUUUUAUUUGUUUAAACUUGAAGCAAUUCUGAUGUUUUCUGAUGUUCAAUUGGACAGAAAGAGAAAACAAACCCACCUUCAUGGAUUUCUUGCCUCCAUUCAAGAGCUAAAAAAAAGUUGUUGCUAGAUAUAAUUGCCUAAUAUAGCUUAUUCUCGAUUAUAUUCUUAAUUCUUAGCACCCAAGCUCAGUUGACACAAGACAGAAAGUAAAUUUCAGUGGUAGAAACAUGAGAAACCAGAGGAAAGAUGACACACAAAAGUGUUAUGUCAUCUAAACUAUUUUCAGUUUAGAAGAGGAGUUAUAAGCAAAGUGCUCUGUUACUUGUAUUGUCAGUGUCACCAUCAUCAAAUCAUUCUGAAAGCGCACUUUGGUUAGUGUGACCUGCCACAUAGGGCUUAUGAGUGUGUCAUGCUCUCCAUAUGAUUUUGUGUCAUGUGUGGUUUAGAUGCAGAGGGACUAUCUUUUUUAUUUUCCCACGUGGAACUUGUAGGCAACCAACAUGACAGUGACUGUUGCGCAAAGUUCCCCUUUUUAGCCUUUACAGUCCACCAACACUUCCUGUUUAUUUUCUCAGGCUCCUAAUUUCUUAGAGAGGAUGAAGAUGAUCACAGAAAAUUUUGUUUUGCUUGUCAGAAAGAGAGCAGGAUCUUGCAGACAGGCCUUAACGUCUCUGCUGUCAUACCUCUGGGAAGUUUACUCGGCACCUUCUCCUGCAGGCAGGGACAUCCUCACUCUGCUGUCUCUCUGUUUCACACUUGCCUGUGUUACUGGUGGCUUGCUUCACCACUGGCUGUCAAAAAGUCUGAGAUAUGAUUACGAAGUGUCGGUUCAAACUGUCAGUAUCUACAGCGUGAGCAUGUUUCUGGUCUCCUUCCUGUGUCAUCCCCUGCGCUGUGUGCUAACAAUGAUUCUUCCUACAGUCUGCACCAAGCAAGGACGGAAACUCCUCAUCACGGCCUCUGUCAUGAUUUUGGUGCUGAAUGUCAUCCCUAAUAUCACAGUAAAUGUGGGAGCAGUGGCACGCAUCCUGAAAUGCACUGCUGAGGGUUUUGCAAAGACUUUAUUAAACUCAUCUGAACCUUUGAACAAAGCCAAGACAGACCUUGUUGAAGAAGCCAUCAAAGUAAAGUGGGAGGACUUGAGCAUUGUUACCAACUUAAGGACUUUGGAUCAUUACACACAUAUUGAUGUGUCAGAUGUCAAAAGCAUGUUUACUAAGAUAAUUGGGAAGAUAGAGGUCAACUUCUCACAUGCCAGGAACCUCCUCAGAGAAUACAAACUGCUGUCAAACCGGAUUCUUGCUGCCGUCUUUGUUGCACUGCUGAUCGCUGAGUCUGCACGCUACUUGAAAUCUUAUCUGACAUCAGUUCAUUUUGAUAAUGGGUACAUCUCCAAAGAGCUCUUGCAAAAAAUGCCAGUUAAUGAAAGGCCAGCUAAAAAUAAAAUCAAUCUUGAAAACUGUAAAGUAAUAAGUCAGGAAUGUUCCUCUUGUUUCCUAUCACUGAUUGUGGUAACUUUAUAUUUCAUUGCAAUAACCCUAAUAGUAGUUUUGGAUCAUGUUGUGUACUAUAUAGUUCAGAUGAUUGUGCCAUGGUUGCUGGAUUUUCCACCUACAUCUGCUGUUAUAAGUGUCAAUUAUAAGGUUCAGUGGUUCCCCCCUGCGUUUUGUAUUAUCCCACAAUCCUGCAUCAAACGGGAGCUGGUAAACUUCCACAGGGAUUACAAGUGGAAUUUCAGCCCUGGGCCAUCUCUCUGUGAUGUGACAACUUCAGCUCCAAACCUGGGAGUCACACUCCUGCUGGGAUGUCUCUGGCUGAUGAGCUACUUUCUGGUUUUCCUCGAGGUUUACGCAAGGCAGAUACGCAGAAAAAUCUCUGCAUCCUUCUUCAGAAAGCAGGAGGAGAAGAGAAUAGCUUACUUGAUGAGGAAAAUGCAUGUGAAGCAAAAUAAAAAACACAGAAAAGGGCACAUUUCUGUUCAUGUGCAAGUUUGAAUGACAUGUAACAGCUAAUGAAUAGACUGCUAUGGCAAUGGGUUGCAUGUUUAGACCAUUUGGAUCAACUUAUCUAGUGGUACUUUCACUUUGUGAUGUAACCAAAGUCGUGUGGAUGUGUAAUUUUGUAUAUUGGUAUGAUCUGUCCUGUUAGCCUUUUAAUUACGAACUCUAAUAGAACAGCUUUGCUUGAUUCACAGUUCAAAAAGUUAUCUUAUACUGGGCUUUGGUGCAGCCCCUCUCUUUAUUUUCUAUCCCUACUCACACCCAUCAAAACCAACUUUAGUUGUUGUUUUUUUUAUUUGAGGCUUUUUGCAAACAAAAGGUUCAUGCCCACAGAGCUGUGUAUUUGUGUCGUAUUAAGGCUGUUCAACGACUUCAUACAAGAGUAGAAAUAACAGAGCUGUCUCAAUCCUGACCUUUUGGCUCACAGGGCUCACAGUGUUUCUUGUUUCAUUCGGUGGUCUUCGUUGUUUGUGUUUUGCAAAAUGUAAACUGAAUACAGUGCAUCCUGUGUAUGAGUCACAGUUAUAACACCUUUCCUCUGUAAGCGAGUCAACACUCAACAUACGCCUCUUCAAACCCUGUGGUUCAAAGCGAUGCACCAACACUUCUGCUGAAUCUGCAUCUUGUUUUGGACAGAGACUCGCCUGGUAACUUUUCCCCCCCAUGAUAUCAUCACAGAGCAAUGUUUUCCGUGUUCUCUUUUAUUUCUUUUAUUUCUCUGCAAGUUAGCCUUUUUUUGUUGUUGUUGUUUUACCAUCCAGCCCCACUAGAUGCCACCAUGGUGCUUUGGACAGCUGGGGACAAAGACUAAUAAGAGGUGGUAGUUCCUGUCAGGAAAUGAACAGUAACAGGUCGGAUCUUACAGUUUUUGGAACACUGUACUGACCCGAAUACCUUUAAUAGAUUAAAUGAAUCUGUUUCAUCCACAUGUUCAAUGAUUCGUCAGCUUAUUUUAAUCACAGUGCCCCUAUUUCCUUUCUCUUUUGCAUAUCAGUAUGCUCCUGCUUAAAAUUCCCAUGAAGCUGUGAGGGUUUAUUUUAAGACCUCAUCCCAGAAUAUUAAUAGACUUCUUCAUUGUCUAUUUUUACUCGUGACUUUUGGCCACUUCACAAUUGUCUCCGCAGUGUAGAGAUGAUAAUAAUAAAUUAUUCAUGUUUUGUCUGAUAUU
Molecule: messenger RNA, 3199 nt
Organism: Haplochromis burtoni (Burton's mouthbrooder)
Lineage: Eukaryota; Metazoa; Chordata; Actinopteri; Cichliformes; Cichlidae
Product: osteoclast stimulatory transmembrane protein
Exons: 3
Coding region: 628-2025 (465 amino acids)
Cellular component (GO): membrane
Source: RefSeq, a predicted model, not a curated record